AUUCCGUUGCGAUCAGAGAAAGAAAAUGAAUUGGAGUGUGCUACUUCUUCUUGGCUUAUGGUUAGCGACAGCCAAUGCCAGCUAUAAUUAUUAUCGCCUGCCGUCAGCUCUGCGACCCCAGAAGUAUGACUUGCGCAUCCUCACAAUUCUGGAAAAUGUGGAGGAUUUUCACUUUGGCGGAAAUGUGAAAAUUCAGAUAGAAGCACUGGAGAACACCAAAAACAUAACUUUGCACUCGAAGCAUCUGUCUAUCGAUGAGUCCCAGAUCACUCUUCGACAAAUCAGCGGAGAGGGGAAAAAGGAUAACUGCGUGACCUCCACGGAGGUGAAUCCCACCCACGACUUUUAUAUCCUAAACACCUGCCAGGAACUUUUGGCUGGCCAAGUGUAUGAGUUGAAUUUGCCCUUUUGGGCCAAAUUAAACGAUCAACUGGAGGGAUAUUACAGAAGUUCUUAUGUUGACCCUUUGGCCAACGAAACGAGAUGGAUCUCCAUUACUCAUUUUGAGCCAGCUUCAGCUCGAUUGGCCUUUCCCUGCUUCGAUGAACCCGGCUAUAAGGCACCCUUUGCGAUCACCCUGGGCUAUCACAAGAAGUUCACGGGUCUCAGCAACAUGCCCGUGAAGAAAACCAAGCCUCAUGAGUCGAUUCGCGAUUACAUUUGGACGGAAUUCCAAGAGUCGGUGCCGAUCUCAACCUACUUGGUGGCGUAUUCCGUCAAUGAUUUCUCCCACAAACCGUCCACCCAGCCAAAUGGCGCUCUUUUCCGCACCUGGGCAAGACCCAAUGCCAUCGAUCAGUGUGAUUAUGCCUCGGAGUUUGGACCCAAAGUUCUCGAAUACUACGAGCAACUGUUCGGCAUAAAGUUCCCGCUCCCGAAGGUCGAUCAGUUCGCCGUGCCCGACUUUAAUAUUGGUGCCAUGGAAAACUGGGGCUUGGUUACUUACAGAGAAACUGCCCUUCUGUACUCCAGUGAGUUUUCCUCACUUAAGGAUAAACAAGAACUUUCCAAUAUAGUGGCUCAUGAGUUGGCCCACCAGUGGUUCGGAAAUCUCGUAACCAUGAAGUGGUGGACCGAUCUCUGGCUUAAAGAGGGUGUGGCCACCUAUUUAGCUACUCUGUGCGUGGAACACAUCCAUCCGGAGUGGCGUUCAAUGGAACUAGAAUCGUUGUCCAACUUGCUUGCCAUCUUUCGAAAGGACGCCCUAGAAGGAAGUCAUCCCAUUUCGAGACCCAUAGAAAGAGUAACGCAGAUUUCUGAGAGCUUCGAUGAGAUCUCGUACGAGAAAGGAUCAUCGGUUCUGCGAAUGAUGCACUUGUUCCUGGGGGAGGAGUCGUUCCGCAUGGGUCUCAAAUCGUAUCUGGAGAGGUAUGCUUAUAAGAACGCGGAACAGGACAAUCUGUGGGAGUCACUUACUCAAGCUGCUCACAAAACUGGUUCUCUGCCAAGGGAUUAUGACAUAAAGACCAUCAUGGACUCCUGGACUCUACAAACCGGAUAUCCCGUGCUUAAUGUAACCCGAGACUACGCGGCAAAGACUGCGGAGAUCAGUCAGGAACGCUACCUUCUGAAUACCGAAUUAUCUAGAACCGGGAAGGAAUGUUGGUGGGUGCCACUGAGCUAUACCACUCAGGAGGAGAAGGACUUUAACAACACGUCGCCCAAAGCCUGGAUGGAGUGCAGCAGGACUGGCGAGAGUCCUGUCAAGACAAUCGAAGAUCUACCAGGGCCCGAUCAGUGGGUGAUGUUCAACAAUCUUUUAUCAUCGCCCUAUAAGGUCAAUUACGAUGCCCAAAACUGGAAGCUACUUAUCGAGACCCUAAAUGGCGAAGGGUUCCAGAGCAUUCACGUGAUCAAUAGGGCCCAGCUUAUAGACGAUGUCCUGUACCUAGCUUGGACAGGGGAGCAGGACUACGAGAUCGCGUUACAAUUGAUCAAAUAUUUGCACCAGGAACGGGAGCUUUUGCCUUGGAAGUCGGCCUUCGAGAAUCUCAAGUUGCUGAACCGCAUUGUCCGCCAAACACCCAACUUCGAGUUCUUUAGGAAUUUUGUGAAACAGCUAAUCACACCUGUUUACAAACACCUGAACGGCAUCAACGACACAUUUAGUUCGAUCCAACAGCAAGAUCAGAUCCUCCUGAAGUCGAUGGUGGUCGACUGGGCCUGUCAGUACCAGGUGGCAGAUUGUGUGCCCCAGGCCUUGGCCUACUACCGCAACUGGAGAUCGGAGGCUGAUCCCGAUGAGAAGAACCCGGUUCCGAUCAACGUGCGUAAUACUGUUUACUGCACCUUGAUAAAGGUAGGAUCCGAUGCUGACUGGGAGUUCCUGUGGACGCGGUACAAGAAUUCGAAUGUGGCAGCCGAAAAGAAGACCAUCCUGACGGCUUUGGGUUGUUCGAGGGAGGUGUGGCUGCUGCAGCGUUAUCUGGAGCUGAUCUUUCACCCCAAGGAGGAAGUUCGCAAGCAGGACUCCAAAUGGGCCUUCCAGGCGGUGGCCAAAACAGAACUCGGCUUCCUAUUGGCCAAAAAGUACUUUAUGGAUAAUGUGGAGUUUAUAAACAAUUUCUACCAUCAACUGACCAGAAGUUUGACUCGUCUCCUAGAACCCCUUGAAAAACAGGUCUUUAGUCGAAAGGACUACAAUGAGUUCAAAGAAUUUGUGAUCAACUCGAAAGGGUCUUUUAAGGGUUCGGAGGAGGCGAUUCAACGGGCGUUGGAGGUAAUGCUGACCAAUGUCCAGUGGAAGGAGCGAAAUUAUGAGCAAUUUACCCGGGCUAUCAAGAAACUCCUAUAAACUAUUCCGAAUCGCACGAAUUGAUAAUGUCUUUUAAUUUUUUACUGCCUCACAAAUAAAAUUGUUUAAGUCUAAAAAAAGAAAUGCUAACA
This is a messenger RNA of Drosophila biarmipes, 2886 nucleotides long. Its product is annotated as aminopeptidase N. Gene Ontology annotation, molecular function: peptide binding; metalloaminopeptidase activity; zinc ion binding. The record is from RefSeq and is a predicted model, not a curated record. Lineage: Eukaryota; Metazoa; Arthropoda; Insecta; Diptera; Drosophilidae. Bases 26 to 2794 code for a protein of 922 amino acids. Gene Ontology annotation, biological process: proteolysis; peptide catabolic process. The transcript has 7 exons. Gene Ontology annotation, cellular component: cytoplasm.